AUGAUCCACCUUUAUGCUAAGGUUGGGCUUCAUCGGUACAACAUGCUGCAUGGGACAAACCUCCAGCUUCAUCACAUAGAGAAGUACAAUAGAUUCUAUAGAAAAAUGCCCUCCUCGUAUUUUAUAACUUUGGUUGCAAAAGAUCCCUCUACCGGCUCCCUUGUAACGUUUCAGACCAGCAUUCAAGAAUCAUCAUGUGAGUUUGAUGUCAAGUGUUUUGUUGCUAGACCUAAAAGUAAAGAGACCAAGUGCACGCUUUGGCUUGAUAAUCAUAGAGGCGCAGCACCUAACUUCCUAGGUUGUACAGCGCCUAAAUGGCCGUCUGAUGAUGCUUUGGGUGAUAAAAACCGGUUUUACGUGGUUGAGGAGUCAGAGUUGAAAGAGAAUGAGUGGAUUCGCCUCUAUAUGGAACUUGCAUUUGUCACAACCAAUCGGCUGACGUCUGAUAAACAUGACAAGCUGUCCGAUUUGAGAAUUGUGGAGGUAGUGGUGGAAACUAGGAAAAUUGUAAAUCCGCCGAAUGAGAAGCUCAAGGGAGCCAAAAAUGCACUUGUCUACAUAGAAUAUGAGCAGGACUUGGGCGAGGGUCGGUUUUGUAAGUACAGAGCUAGAAUUAGAAGAAGCGUGGAUGUGAGAACCGGACGCCUUAGUCUCGUCGGCCAAAAUGAGCAAACCUGCAGUAUUUAA
Molecule: messenger RNA, 687 nt
Organism: Microthlaspi erraticum
Lineage: Eukaryota; Viridiplantae; Streptophyta; Magnoliopsida; Brassicales; Brassicaceae
Source: the annotation of a GenBank genome assembly